Messenger RNA from Anastrepha ludens (Mexican fruit fly), 6700 nucleotides. It is a transcript of the gene dgo, whose product is annotated as ankyrin repeat domain-containing protein 11. Bases 197 to 3247 code for a protein of 1016 amino acids. The record is from RefSeq and is a predicted model, not a curated record. Gene Ontology annotation, molecular function: protein binding. Lineage: Eukaryota; Metazoa; Arthropoda; Insecta; Diptera; Tephritidae. The transcript is spliced from 7 exons.
UUCAGACGCAGAUAUGCAUUUAACUAUCUUCGUUUGCCAUUUCGAACAGUUUACGUUAAGCCAUUGAACGAAAUGAAUGUGGCGAUCGGUGUGAGGAUUACUUGAAUGCCGUUUUCGCGCUCGUAGACACAAAUAUUUAUUAUACUUUACAGUGCACUCCGACGUUAUUAUAAUUCUCUGAGGUCCAAAAUCAACUAUGUUGCCAAAUACAAUUAGUCAGGAUCGCGGCAAGGAUUGGACCAGUCUCCACGAGGCGGCCGCUAAUGGCAAUGAAGAAAUGAUAAAGACGCUGCUUGCCGGGAAUUCGGAUACCGCUGCAAAGGAAGCCAAAUUAGGAAACACACCAUUACAUGAAGUGGCGUCGCGCGGUUUCAGUCGCUCGGUGAAAUUGCUUUGCACACCCAAAGUGACCACCAAACCGACCUCGAAGAGCAAGCAAAAGAAUGAGCCAGCUAAACAAAAUCGGGGGACUGCACAAAAUCCAAUGCUGAGCAUACAGAAUUUUGCCGGUUUCACUGCCUUACAUUUAGCUGCACAAAAUGGCCACAACCAGAGCUGUAGGGAAUUACUUUUGGCUGGCGCCAAUCCAGAUGUUGAGAAUUAUUAUGGCGACACAGCUCUGCACACAGCCUGUCGAUAUGGGCAUGCAGGCGCUGCACGCAUACUCAUUUCAGCCUUCUGCGAUGUGAACAAGAAAAAUCUCAAUGGGGAUACUCCGCUGCAUAUCACCAGUGCUAUGGGUAGGCACAAAUUGUCACGCAUACUUUUGGAGGCGGAAUGCGAAAUUAAUUCACGUAACUCACAAUGUGAGACGCCGCGCGACAUAGCGAUACGUAAGGGCUUCGGAAAAAUAUUAGAUAUUUUAGAUAAUCCGCAUCGCAUACGUAAUAAGAAAAGUAAACCGCCAGCGGGUGAGGAGGACAAAACGAAAGCUGGGCCAUGUACAGCAAAGUCACAUUCGAAUGAGGUGAGUUGGUCACCUUAUGGCUGUCAUUAUUUCCCCGAUAUGCGCGCUUUUCCAUCACCCAAGCUGGAAACGUUACCCAAAGAGCCACUGAAGCGCGGUGAGCAGUACUAUUUGGACCUCGCCGGACACAUACGCAAGGGGCCGAUCGGCAUAGGAAAUAUCUGUUAUUGUGGACCUUUCUUCAAGCAUAUCGAGGAUAAAAUCAAUUCAAAUAAGCGACAUUUGCGAAAAUACGUGCACAAUGCCAAGGAGCAUUUAGAUGACAAAGUACAGGCGUUGGCAGCGCGCACAAACCAUCAAAUUGAGAAGCUGACACGCACCAUGAUCGCUGAUCGUGUAGAAUGCGAGAAUAGACGUAUUUACUUGGAGAACUACUUGAAACGUGGCGAUCCUUUGCGGCUAACAACUGACGUCAUCUCGAAGGGGAAAGAAGCAAGAGAAAUGCUCGAUACGUUGAAACGUUGUCGAAGUCUAGAGUUUCUCGAAAAGGUCGAUAUGUUGGAGAGUAAAAUGGCGAACUCGCGAAGUUUCGAUUUGCUCGACGCCAACGCAAACGAAGCAAGUGGUUUGCUUCACAGAGACGAAGUGAAAUGUUGCCCACAUUCCACGGAUAUGCAAAAUCAAUUAAGCGAAGAUUCGAACAAUGAGUUCUACGAUGUGUCGAAGCGUUUGGGCAGCUUGCUUGCGAAGACUAGCACAUUUUUGAAGGUACCUGCGCAUAAUGAACAAGACUACGAACAGUCGCCGGAAAAGUUAAAAACUCCUGCCCUGGAUAUAGAUACAGGCGAUGGAGCGCUUUGCGCGCGAGUGCAAAAUAUGCAUUUGAGCCCGUCGAACAGCGAGGCAUCUAAUGUCACUCCAGCGCAAAUGAGUUCCGAAACUGGCGUCGUCUCGAGCCCCGAUUAUAAUUGCAAUUUCCAGCUAACACAUGCCGCAGCAAAACGCAAAGCGAUUGCUGCAAUGCCAGAAGAAGAGACAACAGCCUCGUCAACGGCGUCACCGCUCGAUCGGCAACACAGAGAUAAACCGAUUACCGAACGACAGCUAGAGUAUUUGUAUGACAUACAGAAGCGUGGCAGUGUCAUACAGAAUGUGAUAAGCGCAUUACGUAAGAGUCACCAAAGAGCCGAUACCUUGGCGGAUGUGAAGACGCGCAAUGAAUCGGAGUACACACAGGAGGAUAAGCUGCGCUACAAAGAUGAGCUAUUUCAAGUGCAUCGUUUGGCCGAAAGCGACAGUAAAGAAGAGGCGAUGUUGAAAGAGAUUGGGCUACCGCUUGAAAACACGAUCGGCAGAGAACCACACAACCUCGUCAAGAAGUCGGCAUUUGAGUUGAAAAAUUAUACCGAUUAUACCGAUAUUCCAAAUUUGCAAACACAACGUGGCCUCUUGACAACGCCAGCGUACAUCAAACAAGGCACACCUGUGACGCACUAUCAGAAUUCCUCGUACACUGAAAGUCAUCCGGGCGAAGAAUGCUUGGACUCUUUGGAGAUCGUGCAACAGCAACCGCAACUUGAAAGUGCGCAUGGCUCACCAGUGUAUGCGCAACAAAUUUUUGAAGGCAAGCCGGCGGUGGCGCGUGGCUCAACGCCCUCACAUGCCACCGACUCACCAGAUUCACAGAAUUACGUAUUCCAAACGAACUAUUGGCCGGAACGAUAUGUGCCAAAAGAUGCCUACUUUCACGACUUGUCGCAGCGCAAGUGUAGAAUGGCACCACCAAGUGCCGUCCAAGCAACAACAACAGUAGAUGAGAUUUCCGGCUAUACGAAUGCAUUGCCAAAAUUCAAUGUCGCUAACGCCGUCAAAAGCAUAGAAAAUCUGAAUGGCCAAGUACAAGCGAAUACUUACAUACGAGAUCCCACAGUUAGGAGUAGCAUAAAUUCGAAAUCCCACUUGGUGCCGGUAGCAAUUAAGACAAGCCAAAGCCUGGUACCUGGUAGGGUCCAUUCAAGUCAAAGCGGAUGUGCGGAAUGUACCGACGCGGUUUGCAGUGAAAAUUGUGCUUACAGCGAACAGGUUGGCACGGUUAGAGGCGCACAGGCUCAACAAAUGAAUCAUGUGGAGGGACAGCGCGUCUCGCAUGCUACUGAAGCGGGCACUUUUGGAAUGAGUACACAACCAACCGGCUUAAGUGAAACGGGCAUCGUUACAAAAGCAGCAGUGCACAAUGGCGGGCACUACGGCUACAGUCGAGACGAAACUGGUGCACUCGGCGCCAAGACCAGGUUACCUGCGACGGGUUACUAUGCGAGCAAUGUGUCUAGCUUGGUUUGACUUUUAUUGCAAUUAAGGCUUUAGUGUUAAUGUAAAUAGGAAUUAAGUUUUGUAAAUGUGUGUGUGUACAUAUGUAAGCGUGACUUUAUAGAAAUGUAAAUUUAGUUAGUCACAGACUGGACUCGUUAAGCGUAAAAUAUAUUUAUAGUAUAACUGGAAAAAGUAAUUGUGUAUUGCGUAUAAUUUGAAAUGCUCAACUUCGGUAAAGAAAAAAUAUAUCAGUGUUACGUUUCUUGGCACUUAAGUAAAUAUUUAUUCCAAAUCAUGAGCUUCCUACAUAUUCUGCGCCUGGUUUAUUCAUCUGAAUGCACACAUGAAUGCACGUGUGUGUGUGGACUAAAAUAGAAUUAACAUUGAAUUAUCGUCAAAUUGGAAAAUAAAAGAUUGUUUUUCAUACGCUCGGCUCGUACGAGGAAAGCGCGACAAAGUGGGAGAAAGCAAUAAGUGGUUGACAAAAGAUGUUUGUACGUACACAUACAAACAUAUCUAGGUACGUUUUUAAGGAAAAUAUAAAAUACGUCCAUGUAUGGGGAUGUUAUGUACUUGGUUUUAAUGCCAACUAAAGCGCAAUAAUGAUUUACAAUUCAAAGCAUAACAAUAAGAGAUAAUCUUUCCAAAGACAUACACACCCACACGCACCCUGUAAGAAUUUGUGUGAAGAUAUGCCUACUUAUAGGGAAAAAGCUGUUAAAUUGUCAGUAGGAUAACAUUUUUCGUUCGCUUGCAAACGUAUAAAAGUGUCAUUACUUAAGCCGGUCGGGAAUUACAAAGAAACUACACCGGUGUGGAGCACUGAUUUAGAAAAGGUCUACAAAAAGCUAGCUCUGUCUGACUGCGGUUCUUUGACACCUAUUUAAGAGAGGAAUGGAAUAAGGAAUUCUCACUAAACAACUUCGAUACUACAUUCUAUACAGAUGGCAGCAAAAUGGAUUGUGGUGUUGGAGCUGGCGGAAAUACUGGCAAUUGGGGAAGUUUGUAGGCUACUGAUCCCAGAUUUCUCUUUUAAGAGCAAUAUCGCUAUUCUCUCGGAUAGCCAAGCUGCAAUCCAGGCAGCUGUUGGAUUCGACAACAACAACCUCUAAAGUGGUGGAACAAAGUAGGAAUAGCCUUACCACCUUGAGCGAAAACCAUAAAGUAACCUUAAUCUGGGUCCCGGGACAUCGGAGCAUUGAAGAUAACGAAAAAGCAGAUGAACUGGCACCGUUCUUGCAGUACCGGUAUUCACACCAUUAGGUGCAGUUCAGAAUGCAAUUUCCCUAAAAUACCUUCGAAUCGCAGAUUGUAGAUGGAAUUGUGGAACUUUUCCACAUUUAUUUGUGUUUAGUGCACCAACUUCAAAGCUCUAACAGAUACUAUAGAAUCGAAAAACUUUCAAAUGGUGUAGAUAGACUGCAUGAGACAUUUUUCCAAGACACUUAUUUAUGGUGGCGUGAUGGGUACAGCAAUUUUAAUCUGCAACAAGUAAAUGCAUUUUGUUUUUUUUAAGUUUGACAAAUUAUCCACCCAGUGACGUAGCUAUAAGAAAAUGUUACGCAAAUAACACUUAGAUUAAGUUAGCCAGGUUGCUUGCUCCCACAGAAGUUAUUGUAACGUACACCCAUUCUAUUGCCUAUGGUCUCAAUAGCGCAGUAACCCGUCACAAUACCUGUGAGGACGCUGGAAGUGAACCUGUUGAAUCCAAGCAGACAUUUUAUCCUUUUAAGUUUCAGUUUCGGCCAGAGCUUUUCGGAUACCCUACAGUUAGUAGUCAGAGACCACCAUCUAUUGGUUUCCGCGUUUAGGCUCAAGUCAAUCGCAGUGUAUAGUUCGCUCAGAAGAAUACUUUUAUCCACUACCUCAUACUCAGAGCCUUUCUUUACACACUCAUCCGCUCUUUCAUUUCCCUCCACUCGAGAGUGGCCGAGAGCCCAACAAAGUGUGUUGUUGUUGUGUUGGAUAAGCGAGAGCAUCUUGAAUUUAUGCGUGUUGAGGUCAAUGCCUUGAUCGCUGCUUGACUAUCAACGAAAAUGGUAAAGCUUGUUGCAGGUAAGUCCAUCAGUCUUACUGGUCUUGCUGCUUUGCCUAUAGCGUAGACCUCAGCUUGGAACACCUGGAAAAAGACAUAACAUUACUUCUACAAGAAACAACUAAAGGGUUUUCCACUAAGAAGUGUUAUUUUGAUAUUCAAAGAAGAUAUUCGGUGUUUGUGUGGCACGUAGCGCCGUCUUGUUGAAAAUAAACGUUGUCCAGAUCAAUACCAUCCAAUUCCGGCCAUAAAAAAUCGUUAAUCAUCUCUCGAUAGUGCAAUCCAUUCACCGUAACUGUUGCUCCAGCUUCAGUUUCAAAAAAGUAAGAUCUAAUGACUCCGCCGGACCAUAAACCGCACCAAACAGUCACACGUUGAGGAUAGAGAGGCUUUCAACAGUAACUCUUGAAUUUUCUGAGCCCCUGAUCCGACAAUUUUGCUUGUUGACUCAAGAUGAUUUUUCGAUGGAAUUCCGGAUCAUUUUCAUGCAUUUCAACGACCCAAUCAGUAAACACACGACGUUGUUGAUGAUCGGACGGCUUGAGUUAUUGUGUUAACUGGACUUUUUAAGCCCUAAGACCCAAAUCUUUAUACAAAAUACGGUGUGAUGACGUUUGCGGAAUGCCUAAUUCCAAAUUCCAAAUUCUGUAUUGCGGUCCGACAAGGUGCUUCACGAUGACCCAAAAAUAUUUGAAUUUUACGAACCGAUUCAGCCAAAUUUUCCCAAUUUUUAUAGUCAAUUUUAAUAAUUUCAAUGCAUUGUUUAAGCGUUUAUCGUUCCAUUUUUAUUAAUGGCGUAGUUUCUACUUAUCAAAUAUCAAAAAAUGGCAGCUUCAAAAGUGACACCUACAGAAAUAGCGGGCUAUUCAAAAUAACACCUGUUAUUGGCAAACCCUUUAUUUAGGACUGGGGAUUGGCUAAUGUUUUAGCCGAGUGCCAACCGCGUAGCAAUACCGGAGCGAAAAUAAAACCUGUGGAGACGUCAAUAAAUUAUUUCAAUAGUCAGCUAAGAGAUUAUGUCUGUUUUGUCAACUGUUUUUGUACAAAUGAGUUGACUUCAAAUUUUUCUUCAGGCUUCCAAACUCUAAGAAAGAAACAGUUUUCCUAUUGCAAUAGCAGUCAUUCCUCGGCAAACGCUAUAAAUAGAAGAACCAGCUCCUUUCGAACUUGUCAAGAUUUCUUGGUUGUAUAGGAACUAUCUAUCUUUAGAAACCUAACCUAACCUAAAUUGUCUGAACGAAACUGUUUAAGAGCUGUUAGAAACUCAAUAUUUAUCACUUAGUAGCUUAUCAAAAAAUUGCAUGCAUUAAAAACAGUAUCUUUCAAUAAUUUUUCUUACAGGGUGUGUACAAAUGCAUGUACAACGGAAUUAUUUUUCCAGUAACAACUAAAGAAAGCUUGUAGAAAGCUGUUUCGGUGCUUGUACAAGUCAAUUUAGAAUUUUAAAA